Molecule: messenger RNA, 2414 nt
Organism: Apaloderma vittatum (bar-tailed trogon)
Lineage: Eukaryota; Metazoa; Chordata; Aves; Trogoniformes; Trogonidae
Gene: PLAGL1
Product: pleiomorphic adenoma gene-like 1
Exons: 7
Cellular component (GO): nucleus
Molecular function (GO): protein binding
Source: RefSeq, a predicted model, not a curated record
GGUGUGAGGAUUGCGGUAAAAGCCUUAUAGGAGAAUGCAAACUCCACGGACCACUCAUCAGGGCUAAAGAUAGGGUUAUUCCUAGCCGAGCCCGUCUCACCCUACCUCAUUACCUCACUUUGCGAGUGUUGGAGCUGCGAGCUGGAAACCAGCAGAUCCUUGGAGUGUUUGCAAAGAAAGUAAUACAGAAGAGGACACAGUUUGGUCCUUAUGUUGGUCAACUGUCUACAAAACUGACCCGCUAUGAUGAAAGCAGGCUAGUCCUGCAGGUAUUGAAAGAUGGAGGGAAAUACUUUCUGGACACUCCCAAUGAAGACUGUGGAAAUUGGAUGAUGUUUGUCCGGCUAGCCCGAAACCAAGAAGAACAGACCCUUGUGGCUUAUCAGCACUGCGGAGAAGUCUACUUUACAACUGUUAAGCCAAUUGAACCCCACACAGAAUUGAAAGUAUGGUAUGCUGCCGAUUAUGCCAAAUUUAUGGAAGCUUCUGCAGUCUUUAUUAAAGAAGAAUCUGAUGCCUGUCCUUUGCCUCCAGUAGCAAAAGAGCCUGUAGACCCUUGGACAUGCUCCAGCUGUAGAAGCACUUUUGCAACUUUUGCUCUGCUGGAAUCUCACCAGUGCAUCCAUAAAGACCGAGUCCUUACCACCAGGUUUAGACCGCCAAAUAAAUUGGGACCCGUGAAAGCGAAAAGCAAACUCAAAGGGAAACUGAAAGGAGCGGCAUUAGGCAAAAGCAUUGCCCAGUGCUUAGGGACCAUUUCCUGUUCCUCUGCUGCAAAGCUCAGUUGUGGCAGCUCAGGAAGCACUUGCGAUGCUCUUGUGAGGUUUAUACCUAAAUGGAGAAAUGGCCGGUCUUCACUGCUGAAGGGAAGAGAAGUGAAGCAGCCAGACAGUUACCCUUGCCGACUCUGUGGGAAGAUAUUUGAUUCCAUUGACAAGCUCACUGUCCACACUUACGCGCACAAAGGGGAGCGCCCCUACAAGUGUUCACAGCAAGGAUGCACAAAAGCCUUCAUUUCCAAAUAUAAACUGCUCAGGCACUCAGCCACUCAUUCUCCACAGAAGUCUCACCAGUGUGGCUACUGUGAAAAGACCUUUCACAGGAAAGACCAUCUCAAGAAUCACCUUCAGACUCAUGACCCUAACAAGAUGGCCUUCAAGUGUGAAGAGUGUGGCAAGAAGUAUAACACCAAGCUAGGCUACAAGAGACACUUGGCUCUCCAUGCAGCCACCAGCGGGGACCUUACCUGUAGGGUAUGUGCCCAGGAGUUUGGCGGUACUGAAGUUUUGUUGGAACAUCUCAAAAGCCAUGCAGGGAAACCAAAUGGCAAUAUGAAGGAAAAGAAGCAUAAGUGUGACCACUGCGAGCGUCACUUCUAUACCCGUAAAGAUGUGCGGCGUCACAUGGUGGUUCACACAGGCUGCAAAGACUUUCUGUGCCAGUUUUGUGCCCAGAGGUUUGGACGAAAGGACCACUUGACUCGCCAUACUAGGAAGACUCAUCCACAAGAAUUGCUGAAGAGCAGGCUGCAGAACAGUGACUCAGUGGGUCUCCUUGACCAGCUUCUUCCACUCAGACUGAAGGAAGAUGCCAGCAUACUGUCUCCUUUUCCCGAAAGGGUCUCUGUGCAGAAUGGCAUUUUGAAUAGUUCAGAAUCAGAGGAGUACAACUGUUCACAUCUCCAUUCCCAGCCAAACUUACAAACUGCUCUUCCUCUUGAACCUUCUCCUCAUUUGCAAAGGAUGGGCUGUGUAGACAGCCUUCCAGCUGUCCAUCCCACACCGUGCUCAGCAGCUGUUCCUGCCAACCUGAACCUUCAUCAGCCUAAUAAAUACGACCUUAGUUCUACCUCAUUCGCAGCAGGAUCCCUCAAGAAUCUGCCGAUAAAAGUAGAUGUUAAAGGUUACAACAUGCAUCUUCUUGAGGACCUGCCAUUACCAGAACCUCAAUCUCUCCCCAAAAUCAGUCUAGAAGAAGCUUCCUCAGGGCCUGUAGGGGAUACUAACAAGUACCCAGUGCACAAGGACACGGAGGCAGCAGCUGAACCUAUGAGCCUGCCUUUCAUGGAUCUCACUCAUGUGAUGAGUUUCUGGCAGCUCCCACCAGGUGACAACCAGGCCACUACUGGGGACAUUGCAAUGGCAUUUGGUCCAGAGGAACCACCACACAGGCUGAAUGGCCUCAGCCAACAGCAAGGUCUUCAGCUAGCAGCUGGUGGGAUGGCCAUAAACCAGCUGCAUCAUCUUCCUCGCUCCUUCCCACCCACUACAAAUUCUGUAACAUUGCCUCAUUUUCACCAUGCCUUCAAAUAACUAUCACAGUGGAUUGGUUUUUUUCCCUUUUUUUUUUUUUAAGACUGUGCUUCUUUCUUAAAUCUGUUAGGCUGGGGUGGUUUUGGUUUUUCUUCUUUUCUG